This is a messenger RNA of Arabidopsis lyrata subsp. lyrata, 672 nucleotides long. RefSeq names its product putative F-box/LRR-repeat protein 23. The coding region runs from base 1 to 672 and encodes 223 amino acids. The transcript has 2 exons. The record is from RefSeq and is a predicted model, not a curated record. Lineage: Eukaryota; Viridiplantae; Streptophyta; Magnoliopsida; Brassicales; Brassicaceae. Gene Ontology annotation, molecular function: protein binding.
AUGAAAGACAGAGGAUAUAGAAACUGGGCGGAGCUUCCGUCGGACUUGACGUCAUCGAUUCUGCUCCGGCUGAGCGUGAUUGAAAUACUUGAAAACGCUCAGAAAGUGUGCAGAUUGUGGCGUCGCGUCUGUAAAGACCCUUGGAUGUGGCGGAGAAUCGACAUGCGAAACCCGAAAAACUUGGGAGGCAUGAUAGACAUGGAGAUCAUAUGUCGCCACGCAGUUGAUCGCAGCCAGGGCGGUUUGGUUGAGAUCGACAUUGGGUACUUCGGUACUGAUUCUCUCCUCAAUUACAUGGCCGAUAGCUCAAGUAAUCUGAGAAGCCUUAGACUUGUAAAAUGCAAUCUAAUAACAGAGGUUGUGAAACUUCCAUUGCUUGAAGACCUAGAGGUUUCAUUCUGCGAUUUGUCAGGAGAUUCUCUGAGAGUUGUAGGCCAGUCUUGUCCAAAUCUAAAGACAUUGAAGCUAAAUUACAACCUUCGCACCGUAUGUAUAAUUGCCAGAUUUGAUGGAAUUGCAAUAGCAAUAGCAAUUGCAGAAAGCAUGCCUCAACUACGGCACCUUGAGCUUUUAUGGAACAGACUAACCAACACAGGCUUGAACGCCAUUCUUGACAGUUGUCCUCACCUUGAACACCUUUACGAGGGUUACUCUCGAGAAGAGAUGUUCUAA